CUGCAGGAACCGUGUCUGCCGAACGAGAGGGGUGCGGUGGAUACUGACCUUUGCCCCGGCCUCGUGUAGCGUGGCGAUACAGCGCAUCUCCCCGCUGUCGGCUUCCUUCUACAGAACGGGUUUCGGGCCUGGGAGCCUCUGGUGAAAUGCUUCCGCUGCUUCUGCUGCUACCCUUGUGCUGGGCCGUGGAGGUCAAGAGGCCCCGGGGCGUCUCCCUCACCACUCAUCACUUCUACGACGAGUCCAAGCCUUUCACCUGCCUGGACGGUUCAGCUACCAUCCCAUUCGAUCAGGUCAACGAUGACUAUUGCGACUGCAAGGAUGGCUCUGAUGAGCCAGGCACGGCUGCCUGUCCUAACGGCAGCUUCCACUGCACCAACACUGGCUAUAAGCCCCUGUAUAUCCCCUCCAACCGCGUCAACGAUGGUGUCUGUGACUGCUGCGAUGGAACAGACGAGUAUAACAGCGGCGUCGUCUGUGAAAACACCUGCAAAGAGAAGGGCCGUAAGGAGAGAGAGUCACUGCAGCAGAUGGCCGAGGUCACCCGAGAAGGGUUCCGCCUGAAGAAGAUCCUUAUUGAGGACUGGAAGAAGGCACGGGAGGAGAAGGAGAAAAAGCUCAUUGAGCUACAGGCUGGGAAGAAGUCUCUGGAAGAUCAGGUGGAGAUGCUGCGGACAGUGAAGGAGGAAGCCGAGAAGCCAGAGAAAGAGGCCAAAGAGCAGCACCAGAAGCUGUGGGAAGAGCAGCUGGCUGCUGCCAAAGCCCAGCGGGAGCAGGAGCUGGCGGCCGAUGCCUUCCAGGAGCUGGAUGACGACAUGGAUGGGAUGGUCUCACUCACCGAGCUGCAGACUCACCCGGAGCUGGACACGGAUGGGGACGGGGCGUUGUCAGAAGCGGAAGCUCAGGCCCUCCUCAGUGGGGACAUUCAGACAGAUGCCACCUCUUUCUACGACCGAGUCUGGGCCGCCAUCAGGGACAAGUACCGGUCUGAGGCACUACCCACUGACCUUCCAGCACCUUCUGCCCCCGACUUGAUGGAGCCCAAGGAGGAGCAGCCGCCAGUGCCCUCACCGCCCACAGAGGAGGAGGAGGAGGAGGAUGAGGAGGACGAGGAGGCAGAAGCGGAGGAGGAGGAGGAGGAGGAGGAGGGUUCCGAGGUGCAGGGGGAGCAGCCUAAGGAGGCCCCCCCGCCACUGGCCCCACCACAGCCGGCCAGCCCCUCGGAGGAAGACAAAAUGCCGCCAUACGAUGAGCAGACUCAGGCCUUCAUCGACGCUGCCCAGGAGGCCCGAAACAAGUUCGAGGAGGCCGAGCGGUCCCUGAAGGACAUGGAGGAGUCCAUCAGGAACCUGGAGCAGGAGAUUUCCUUUGACUUUGGUCCCGAUGGGGAGUUUGCCUACCUGUACAGCCAGUGCUACGAGCUCACCACCACCGAAUAUGUCUACCGCCUCUGCCCCUUCAAGCUUGUCUCGCAGAAACCCAAACUCGGGGGCUCUCCCACCAGCCUCGGUACCUGGGGCUCGUGGGCUGGCCCGGACCACGACAAGUUCAGUGCCAUGAAGUACGAGCAAGGCACGGGCUGCUGGCAGGGCCCCAACCGCUCCACCACUGUGCGCCUCCUAUGCGGAAAGGAGACCAUGGUGACCAGCACCACCGAGCCCAGCCGCUGCGAGUACCUCAUGGAGCUGAUGACGCCGGCCGCCUGCCCGGAGCCCCCGCCUGAAGCACCCACAGAGGGCGACCAUGAUGAGCUCUAGCUGGCUAGGCACAGAGGUGGGCGGGGAGGUGGCGUCUCGGGCUGCCCCAGUGAGGGGAGGCAGCAGGUCCUGAGGAAGAUGGACCCACAUGGCCGCUCUGUCAACCUGUGUCCCCUGUUUUUUUGUGUUUUUUUUUUCUGAGGCAGAGUCUCACUCUGUUGCCCAGGCUGGAAUGCAGUGGUGCGAUCUUGGCUCACUGUAACCCUUGGUUCCCAGGUUACAGGCACAAACCACCGCCCCCAGCUAAUUUUUGUAUUUUUAGUAGAGAUAGGGUUUUGCCAUGUUGGCCAGGCUGGUCUCAAAUUCCUGACCUCAGGUGAUCCGCCCACCUCAGCCUCCCAAAGUGCAGGGAAUACAGGCGGGAGCCACCGCGCUUGGCCACCCCCGUUUAAAAAAAAAAAAAAUUAUUAUUAUUUUUUUACUUUUGAAAAUAAAUAGACCAGGUGUGGUGGCUCACACCUGUAAUCCCAGCACUUUGGGAAGCCGAGGCUGGCCAAUUUACUUGAGGUCAGGAGUUUGAGACCAGCCUGGCCAACAUGGCGAAAACUUGUCUCUACUAAAAAUACAAAAAAUUAGCUGGGUGUGGUAGCAGGUGCCUGUAGUCCCAGCUACUGGGGAGGCUGAAGCACAAGAAUUGCUUGAAUCUGGGAGGUUGAGGUUGGAGUGAGCCAAGAUCAUGCCACUGCACUCCAGCCUAGGUGACAGAGCGAGACUUGCUCUCAAAAAAAAAUAGAAAAGGUCUCCAGGCUGGUCAACUCCUGGCCUCAAGUGAUCCUCCCACCUCAGCCUCGCAGGCAGCUGGGACUACAAGCAAAUGUGACCAUGCCCAGCUGUCCCCAGCUUUCUAAUCUGGUCUUUCUCCUGCCCCAGAACCUCAAGAACGUUGUGAAAGCAGCCCCUGCAGUGCCGUCCACCCACCCCUCCUAGGCCUGCCUGUGGCUCUGUCGCCCUCUUCUAUGGGUAACAGGACCUAAAUGGGGCUUCCUGCCCUGCUCUGAGGCCCAGGCAGAGAUGGUCCAUAUUCCUAGUCCCAGCGGCCUCCAAAGAUAGGAUAAAGGAGCUUGCCCUCCCUGGGCCCCCCAACCAUACCCAGCCCUGCCCCUGCCUCCCCUCCUGUUGGGGACCAGUGAAUGACUUGACCUGUGACAUCAAUACAAUAAAUGUGAUUCCCCCACCCAAA
Molecule: messenger RNA, 2937 nt
Organism: Callithrix jacchus (white-tufted-ear marmoset)
Lineage: Eukaryota; Metazoa; Chordata; Mammalia; Primates; Cebidae
Gene: PRKCSH
Product: PRKCSH beta subunit of glucosidase II
Biological process (GO): liver development; N-glycan processing
Cellular component (GO): glucosidase II complex
Molecular function (GO): protein binding; calcium ion binding
Source: RefSeq, a predicted model, not a curated record